CACUCGGAAUCUAGAAUUAUAAACAUUGAAGAAAAACUACUAUUUACGAAGAUAAAUUUAAAUUGGCUAUUACGUUGGUUUUGUUGGGCUAGAUCAGUGCCUGUUUUUAUCAUUUGUCUAUUCGCAUAAAAAAUUCUUUACCACGACUGAUUAGAUAAUGAACAGACACGACCUACCUCAAUGUUAUCAGCGCUUGUGACUAAAGUACAAAUAGUUCUACACUUUGGACGAAUUUAGAAAGUCUGGAAUCUUUAUGUUAUUAAUUAAAGACUUCGUUAAAAACAAAUGUACAAAUCAUGAGACAGCAAGCUUGGAAGCAUGUUUAGGACCAGAGGGAGAAAUAAAAUGAAAUGAAUAUUGUAGCCAUUAGCAAUUUUGACAAUAUCCGUGGGAUUUGCGUUUUUCUUGACAUACACUUUAUGAAUUAACGUUUCAACAGUAUGCUCAUAACGAACAUAAAUGUUUCAACACUGAAAAUAAAUUCAGCCCCAAGAAUUUAGAAAUAUUUAGCAUAAUGUUGAGUAAUACUAUUUAUCGGUCAGCGGGUCUGUUGUUCAGCCAGUAAACGUUUGUUGAUCUUAGCCGAAAGACGCUCUUUACAUCUCGUUAUCUCGUUCAACCAAAUAAUAUAAUUAUAAUGGAGAAAAACGGUGACAUUGAUAAUAAAGUGCGAAACGUUCAAUUGACAGAAGAUGAAGAAAAUAAUUUUAUGAUGAUUUGUCGCAAGGGUAACAUUUACGAGCUGAUGGAAUUGGCACCAUUUAUUAGUAAUGAUGGACAUCUGCUACAUAAAUACGAUUAUCGUGGGAGACAGUGUAUUCACAUAGUGGCAUUGUACGACAGAAAAAAUGCUAUUAUGAAAAUAGAAUUACUUGUAAACAUGGGUGCAGACAUUAAUGCAAGGGAACGAUAUACUGGUAAUUCAUUACUUCAUAUCGCUGUGAAGACAAAAAAUUACCAAUUGGCUGAGUGGCUGUGCCAAACGCCAACCGUUUGUCUAGGAGCUAUCAACUAUGUGCACCAUACUGCUUACCACAUGGCCUACUACGCUCAUGAUGAGAAGAUGAAGGAGCUUUUGAUAACCAACAGAGCUGUCUGUGACGAUCCUGAAGGCAUCGAAAUGUCUGAAGAUGAUACUGGUGACUUUUCUAGUGACGGUUAACGGAUUCCUGUUUAAAGUGUUCUAACUGAUCUUUCACCUUGAACUGAUUAUAGGCAACUAACAAAACAAAGAAUUUAACUGAUAAGAUGACUGACGCCGCGUCUUGUUAUCCAUAAAAGUGAUGUAAUUAUUAACGACAGUGUUUUGGUGAUAAACUUUAAACUUUUAUCUGACAAUACUAAAUUUGAUAAGAACAUAAACAAGAGAAUUUGACGGAACUGCUAACGGACCGUAGAAGGUUUUAAACUAUUCCUUUUUUCGUGCACUUGAAACAUGGCCUUUUAUAUUGUAUAAUUCACUAAUAUUUUUUUAAAAACAUUGUUUAUUGCAGCUUAACUGUGCAUUAACGUUAACCACUUGUACAUUGUACAACGAAAACUUGUGAUUCAAAAAUGUAUGUAAUAAAAUUGUAAUAAAACGAUUGUGGAUUUAUAAUUACUUGUUUCCAACAUUGUUCUAACAGUAAAUUUAUAGCUCUCACUCUUCCUAAAUAAAUAUUAUUCUUUAUGAGUUUGGUAGCUAAGGAAUUUUUGAAAGCUGUUUACAUUGCACCCGCCAAAUUUCUCGCAAUUCAGUCAUUGCCUGUAUAAUUCGACACUCGAACGAAGCGUCCCAAUAAUUCAGAGGUUUUUAUUUUUUUUGGCUCCAUUAUUAUAAUCAAUUAAGUGAAAAUAUAUUGUAUUCUUCACACCAACUGACUGUUUUGUAAACUGCAAAUUAACGACUCACAACAAGAUUCUAUAUUUUGAAUCCCGAAUCUAAUGGAUUUUAGUUUAAAAAUAGUAGGAUAAAACUAUUUCGACUUUUCAAUAGUUAUUUUGACGACACUGACAAAGACGUCACCCACUUUCUUAUCCCACCUGACAUCUAACCUAAAUACUCAGAACCAGAUUGAGCAUCUUUAGUCAAGGGUCGGUCCGCCCUGCCUGCUGUAAAACUCUGGCAAGCUUAACAUCAACUUUUAGAAGAUUUUCUGAUGAAAAGUUCUGACUACUCUCCUACAAAACUGGGUCCUGUGAUGGGGAUGCGUCAAUGAACCCUUACGUUAAAAAAUCCUUAUAAAAUGAUUAUGAAACUCCUUAUAGGCAAUCCGGCAUUUCCGUCAAUGAUCUAAUGGUCAGGACGUUAUCUUAAUAUUCUUGCAAUAUUGAUAAGAGCAAACAAUGCUACUGCAUCAAAACUGACAUACGUAACGUUUUUUUCUACAAAGAUAUUACAUGGCGACGUGAUGUCUGAAGUGUGCGUCAUAAACUAUUGGCAACUACUUUCGAACACUCGAAAUACGCCAUUUUAAAAAAUAGAGGCAAUAUUUUAUCAGAAGUUACAAACUCGGUGUCAAAACAUGUUUACUUCUUCAUCUGGCUGCAGUAAAGUUGCGCUGAUUGAUUACGAGAUUUAUGUGAAUAGUUUAUUAUUUCUUCCAUUUUGUUCACUAUUUUCGUUCAGCAUUUAGAAAGCUAUCAUAUUUAACAAUCAAUAAAUUAAAUAUAAUAUCAAAUGCAAUCCUAUAAAAUUAUGAAUCACAUUGAUUUGGUAUAAUAAAUUUGUAUAAUAAUUGAUUGCUAGUAUAUAUUUGAAAAAAAUUAUUGCCACAUCAUGCAACAUUUUUUUUUUAAU
Molecule: messenger RNA, 2779 nt
Organism: Microplitis mediator
Lineage: Eukaryota; Metazoa; Arthropoda; Insecta; Hymenoptera; Braconidae
Product: NF-kappa-B inhibitor cactus-like
Exons: 1
Coding region: 638-1162 (174 amino acids)
Molecular function (GO): protein binding
Source: RefSeq, a predicted model, not a curated record